CUGUGUCCCAUGUCGGCCACCGUAGACGGCUGGUUUGUUUAGCCGGAAGUGCAGGUUCAGGAGAAUAGCUAAGAAGCUUGCUAGGUAGUUAGCACGGGUUUUACUCUAAAAUGGCCGCGUAUUCUAACGUAAAAUCAACCAAACUCGUGUUGAAAGGUAUGAAAGAUAAAAGCAAAAAGAAGAAGCACAAAGACAAGAAAAGAAAACGCGAUGAUGAUGAGGAGAAACCCGAUGUCGUCGGCGGCUGGUGGUCUGUCCGUAAUUUCGGUGAAAUCAGCGGCACGGUGGCCAUCGAGAUCCACAGCAGGUCGUACGUCCACGCGUUAGACACGGGUCUGUUCACCGCCGGAGCUCCGCAUACAGGAGAUGAUGAAGGUCCUGAUCCACCGGAACAGUUCACCGCCAUCAAACUCUCAGACUCCAGAAUAGCCCUGAAGUCUGGUUAUGGUAAAUAUCUGGGGAUAAACUCGGACGGUGUCGUGAUCGGACGCUCGGACGCUAUCGGCGCGAGAGAGCAGUGGGAGCCGGUGUUCCAGGACGGUAAAAUGGCUCUGCUGGCAGCAAACAGCUGUUUUAUUUCGUACAGUGAGAAUGGAGACAUCGUGGCCAAAAACAAAACGGCUGGCGAUGAAGAGAUGAUCAAGAUCCGCUCGUGUGCCGAGAGGGAGGUGAAGAGGAACGACGACAUCGCAGACGAGGACCGAGGAAACGUCAAGAGCUGCGAGAUCAACUAUGUGAAGAAGUUCCAGAGCUUCCAGGACAGGAAGUUGAGGGUGAACGAGGAGGACAGCGGCACGCUGAAGAAAGCCAGGACUGAAGGCAAAUUCCACGAGGCUUUACUCGACAGGAGAUCCAAGAUGAAAGCUGAUCGAUACUGCAAGUGACGCAGGAGGAACGUUUCCGUCAUUCUUUUUUUAUUUUACUUUUAUAAUGUUUACAUUUUUUUGCUUUAAAUUUGGCCAGUGUGAUGUUAUUGUGUUGUAUAUUAAACAAUUUAACUGACCAGA
Molecule: messenger RNA, 1007 nt
Organism: Pangasianodon hypophthalmus (striped catfish)
Lineage: Eukaryota; Metazoa; Chordata; Actinopteri; Siluriformes; Pangasiidae
Gene: frg1
Product: FSHD region gene 1
Exons: 9
Coding region: 111-884 (257 amino acids)
Cellular component (GO): catalytic step 2 spliceosome; nucleolus; striated muscle dense body
Molecular function (GO): actin filament binding
Source: RefSeq, a predicted model, not a curated record